This is a messenger RNA of Sporothrix brasiliensis 5110, 915 nucleotides long. RefSeq lists its product as uncharacterized. The transcript has a single exon. The record is from RefSeq and is a predicted model, not a curated record. NCBI's taxonomy places the organism in Eukaryota, Fungi, Ascomycota, Sordariomycetes, Ophiostomatales, Ophiostomataceae. Bases 1 to 915 code for a protein of 304 amino acids.
AUGCUGGUCUCGUCGAUCAUGGCGGGUGUCGCCAUGCUCCAGUUCGCCACGCCGGCUGCCGCCGACCCUACAUUCCCGGCCACCGUCGAAAUCGACCUUGUCUUUCCCCGCAACGGCUCCACGUUCCACCCCGGACCCAAGUUCCCUGUCGUGUUUGCCGUGCAAAAUGCGCCGGCCGCAGCCUCUCUCGACCUCUUCAUCGAAGUGCUGUUGCACAACUCGUCGCGCGGGCUCUUCCAUCUCGAACACCUGGCUGCACUGGACGCCAGCAACGCCAGCCACGCCGCGGCGUUUGCGCCCAAUGCGCCGUCGACGUUCUAUUGGCACUUUGCCACGGACAAGCUGCAGGGCACGACGGCGACAGACUGGACCAUCAGCUGGGCCAUUCUGGCGAGCAACUGCUCGUCGACCCCCGGCGCGGAGGACGACGGCGGCGACAACGACAGCGCCACCGAUGCCGGCAUCGUUUCGUUCUCGACCAACACAAACGCAGCCCCGCCCGACCUCGUGGCCGCGGCUGCCGCGGACGCCGCCAGCAACGAUUUGUGCUCGGCAAGCAGCAACGAGGCUGUGACAUACAACGUGACAGCCGUGCAGAACGUGUCGACGAUUGAGAGCAGCAGCGGGCAUGGAAAGCACGGCAAGCACGGUAAGAAUGGCACCGAAAACCGAACGGCACCGGCAUGCGCAGUGCUGCCGGCGCUGCGGCCCACGCCGAACCCGUGCGCGGCACGCCUCGACGCGGCCACGGCGUCCAACAUUGCGGCGGCCGUGAAUGCUUCGGUGGCGAGCAACUCAACGGAAUCCAAUGCACCCAAGAAGAACAGUGGCGCAGCGGCCUUGCUGGGCCGCCAGUCGUCGCUGCUGGAGUCGGCACUGCUGCUGGCGGCAGUCGGCUGGCUGAUGUAUCUGUAA